Molecule: messenger RNA, 198 nt
Organism: Sphenostylis stenocarpa
Lineage: Eukaryota; Viridiplantae; Streptophyta; Magnoliopsida; Fabales; Fabaceae
Source: the annotation of a GenBank genome assembly
AUGGAAUGGUGCCACGUGCGGAGUGGGGUGGAAGCAGCUUCACUGCACGUGGUUGGACUGUGGACUUGGAUGAGUACUCUUGUGAGGAGUAAAGAGAGAUCAUUUAUGAUCCCUUUUCAUGGAAGUGUUUGUGUUGUGGAGGCACACCAAAUGGAAUUCAUCAUCAUGCUAAAACCAUGCACCCACCCAAUAGAGUAG